CACGCGACGCCCAUGCCAGCCACACCUGUUCGACCACCUGACCCGCGCGCGCCCUGAUGGCUCCCGCGCUCACCUCCAACCCGCCCUCCUUCCGUCCCCUCACGUCCCCACUCCGCCGUCGUGCCGCCACCGUCCCAUGCCGCGUCGGUAAGCCCGGCAAGGACUCCUCCGCUGCGGAUGACGCUACCGGCCCCAACAAGAGGCCCAACCUCUUCGCGGACUUCGGGAAUGCCAAGUCGCUCAUACAGGCGUUCCCGUCGCAGUCGCUGUUCGCGGGCGGUGGCAGGGGCAGGAAGGACCCGCAGACGGUGUUCGUCGCAGGCGCCACAGGGCAGGCCGGGGUCCGCAUCGCGCAGACCCUGCUGCGGCAGGGGUUUGCCGUGCGCGCUGGUGUCCCGGACCUAGCGUCGGCGCAGGAGCUAGCGCGGCUGGCGGCGGCAUACCGGCUCAUCUCCCCCGCGGAAGCGCGGCGGCUGAACGCGGUAGAGGCGGGCUUCGGUGACCCCGACGCGAUAGCCAAGUCCAUCGGCCCCGCCGCGAAGGUGGUGGUCACCGUCGGCUCGGCCGAGAAAGGGCCAGAAGGCGGAGGCGUCACCACCGACGACGCGCUCCGAGUGGUGCGGGCCGCAGAUCUCGCCAGCGUGGCGCACGUGGUUGUCGUGUAUGACGAGGGGGCGGCCAGCGGCGGCCUUGGCGGCGGGGGCUCCACUUACAAUGUGCUCGACGGCUUCACGUCCUUCUUCUCCAACCUCUUCUCGCGAGAGCAGCAGGCGCUGACGCUGAGCCAGUUCUUGGCCAAGGUGGCGGAGACCGAUGUCAGGUAUACACUGGUGAAGGCUUCACUCACCGACGACUAUACCCCUGAGAGCUACUACGCCCAGCUGGUACUCACGAAGGAGGGAGUAUCGCCUAGCGACACAGGCAAAGUGUCAAGGUCACAGAUUGCAGCCCUUGUAGCUGAUGUCUUCUCCAAUGUGGCAGUCGCUGAGAACAAAGUCGUCGAAGUUUCAACUUCCUCGUCAGCAACAGCAAAGAACAUAGCCGAGGCUUUCACAGCUAUCCCUGAAGACAGAAGAAGAACAGAGUACCUAGAAGCUGCUGCGAAAGCACAAGCCGAAGAGGAAACGUUGGCCUCAGAACGAGCUAAUAAAAAAGCCGAAGCGGCUGCCAGUAAAUCUGAAGCCGACACGAAGACGACACCUUCAGAGGAGGCAGCUGCUACUCCUAGCGCGGUGAACGGGGCUCAGGCCUCUCUAGAGAACCUCUUGAGUAGAGCCAAAGUGAUCAGUGCGGAUUUCUCGUGGGAGAAGUUCAGCACACAGUUUGCCGACGUGACGACCCCUCUAACCUCAUCACUAGAGAAGGAACCCAACAAGGCACAGAUAGCCACUGUGCGAGGCCAGGAAAAAGCGAAGAAGCUGGCACCGCGGAUUGCUGUUGUGAAGCCAGCAGCGCAGAAGGCGAAGCAGCCGGAUCCCAAACCAGAAGUGAGAGCACUGUUUGGUGGCCUCUUCAAACAAGAAACGGUGUAUGUGGAUGAUGACUAAAACGAGGAGCGCCAAUUUAUCCUCUACGUGAUUUUCUUUCUUUUGUUUUUUUUGUUUGUCCAGUGCCUUGGUGUACUCUUGAAAUAGGAACGCUUAAAGUUGUACAAAAAUUGGCUAUAUAUAAGAACCAAUGAUCAUGUGUUAC
Molecule: messenger RNA, 1692 nt
Organism: Zea mays
Lineage: Eukaryota; Viridiplantae; Streptophyta; Magnoliopsida; Poales; Poaceae
Product: Protein plastid transcriptionally active 16 chloroplastic
Exons: 4
Coding region: 57-1547 (496 amino acids)
Source: RefSeq, marked provisional